Molecule: messenger RNA, 2265 nt
Organism: Caenorhabditis remanei
Lineage: Eukaryota; Metazoa; Nematoda; Chromadorea; Rhabditida; Rhabditidae
Exons: 4
Coding region: 1-2265 (754 amino acids)
Biological process (GO): protein ubiquitination; SCF-dependent proteasomal ubiquitin-dependent protein catabolic process
Cellular component (GO): SCF ubiquitin ligase complex
Molecular function (GO): ubiquitin protein ligase binding
Source: RefSeq, a predicted model, not a curated record
AUGGCUGACGACAACGUGGCGGAAUCGCUUGAAGAGACAUGGGCGUUCCUUAAAACUGGCAUUGAUAAUGUCUUCAAACAGCAGAGCUUCGUCCCAAAGGUUUAUAUGGCUCUCUACCAAUCAAUCUUCCGUUACUGCACUUCCGUUGAUCUAAGCAAUCGGAAAGUCGGAGCAAUGGAAUUAUAUGAAGCUGUGGAAGGCUACCUAAAUGCUUACACGAUUGAAGUAUUCAAAAAAAUGAAGGAACUCGUCGGCGAGGAUCUCCUCAAGUCGUACACCACCGAGUGGGAGUCAUUCCUGUUCUCAGUCAAGGUGCUGGACGGAAUAUGCAGUUAUCUGAAUCGAGACUGCAUCAACCGGCAGCGAGACGAGGGAAACUUGAAUAUCCAUACCAUAUACCGACUCGCCAUGGUUAUCUGGAAAAGAGAAAUGUUUGAUAACCAGGACAAGAAGAUUAUCGAUGCGGUGCUAGAGUUGAUUCGACUGGAAAGAUCUGGAACUCCUAUUAAUAGAGCAUUUGUCUCAUCUGUCACCGGAAAUCUGAUAGAGCUCGGAGCCAAGGAUGUUGACCUAAAGAAAGAGACUACACCCUCAAAAGAUUUCCCAGUCUACAAAGAGGUGUUCGAAGAGAAGUUCCUCGCUGCAACUCGUGAAUUCUACACUGCGGAAAUCCAAAAGUUCCAUGAAGAAAAUGACUCUGUUACCGACUACAUGAUCAAAGUGGAGACACGUCUUCAACAAGAAAAGGAUCGUCUUCAGUUGUGCCUCCACUACUCAACCGGCCCACUUCUCAGUGACUGCUGCGAAGAUGUGAUGAUCACCAGGCAAUUGGAGUUUAUUCAGAACCAUUUUGGAAGACUUUUGGAGCAGAAGAUGGACGAACAUUUGACCAGAAUGUAUGGACUCUGCAAUCGUGUCAAAGAAGGUCUGGAUGCUCUCCGUCAUGCUCUACAGGAAUAUGUGACGAAGGAAGGACAGGAGGCCAUUCAGAGAGUUGCCACGGAGGCGUCAAACGAUCCGAAGCUCUAUGUGAAGACACUGUUAGAUAUUCACGAGAGAUACCAAGGAUUGGUCGACCGAUCUUUCAGAAAAGAUCCAGGAUUCUUGAAGUCGUUGGACAAUGCGGCCAUCGCAUUUGUGAACAGAAAUGCAGUGACGGCUCGUUGUAGUCCGGUUCAGGGACCACUCAAAUCAGCGGAGCUGCUCUCGAGAUAUUGUGACCAGUUGUUCAAAAAGAGCUCGAAGAUGCCAGAUGAGAUGGAAAUGGAGGUGAUGCAAAAGCAAGUGAUCACUCUCUUCAAAUACUUGGAUGAUAAAGAUGUCUUCCACAAGUUCUACGCCAAGAUGUUCAGCAAACGUCUCAUCACCGACAGCUCCGCAUCCGAUGAAGCUGAGACGUCGUUCAUCGCAAAGCUCACCGAUUGUUGCGGUUUCGAGUUCACCUCCCGCCUUACCAAAAUGUUCCAAGACAUUCAAGUCUCCAGGGAUCUCACUUCGGAAUGCAAGGAGAAGUUUUCCGAUGGAAAGAAGUCUAUUGAGUUCAACACUCUUGUCCUCAGCUCUGGAUCCUGGCCAAACUUCCCGACGGCUAAGUUGACUCUCCCCCAACAGCUCUCCACUUCGGUUGAGAACUUCCAAAAGUACUAUCAAGAGAAAUUCACCGGCCGUCGCCUCUCCUGGGUCUACUCUCAAUGCCGUGGUGAGGUGACGUGCUCUGCUUUCAAAGGCAAGAAAUACGUCUUUGGUGUCACGACACCUCAAAUGUGCACGCUUCUUCUCUUCAACGAGCAGGCCGUCUACGUGGCCGAGAAGAUCAUGGAAGCUACUGGAAUGGACGUGAGGACAACCGCCGCCAUCGUUGGCUCCCUGGUCAAGAAUCUUGUCCUCAAGUCGAAUAUGGAGCUCAUUGGAGAGGAUGUCCCGCUGACUGCCACCAUUACCUUAAACGAGCAGUACACCAACAAAAAGGUCCGUGUCGAUCUCUCGAAGAUUGCCAUGAAAGCGGAGGCUGUCAAGGAGACAGAGAAUGUCCAGAGGGGACUGGAACAGGACCGAAAGAAUAUGAUUGAUGCGUGCAUUGUCCGAGUGAUGAAGGCCCGCAAGCAGUGCCAGCAUCAGCAGCUGACGUCCGAGGUCAUCAGCCAACUGACCACCAGAUUCAAGCCAAAGGUGGAGAUGAUCAAGAGGUGCAUCGGAAGCUUGAUUGAGAAGGACUAUAUGAAACGAGUCGACGGGCAGAGGGAUGUGUACGACUACGUGGCUUAA